This is a messenger RNA of Chelonoidis abingdonii (Abingdon island giant tortoise), 3436 nucleotides long. It is a transcript of the gene MKNK1, whose product is annotated as MAPK interacting serine/threonine kinase 1. The record is from RefSeq and is a predicted model, not a curated record. Gene Ontology annotation, biological process: protein phosphorylation. Lineage: Eukaryota; Metazoa; Chordata; Testudines; Testudinidae. Gene Ontology annotation, molecular function: ATP binding; protein kinase activity.
ACUUCCGCCAGCGGUCUCCGGUCCGCCGUGCGCCUGCGCUACGCUCCUCCCCCCUUUCCUCUGCGGCGGUGUCCUGACUUCAGGGCAAGUCGCCAGCGCGCCCCUCCCCCCGGUGAGGUGACUGAGAGGGACGUGCUCCGGCAGCGAUGGAGAUGCCGGAUAUUGUGAGGCAAAAUAAAAUUGCGGAACUGAAGAACUUCCUCUGUUCUUCUAAGUUACAAAAUAAUCCUACUGCAGCAAGUCCUGUUUUUGAAGCAAAUGGUAAUCAGCCUGUCUACCCAAACUCCCUUCUUCCAGUGAAGUCAGUCCAGCACAGACCAGAGAUGGUGAGCAGUCAGCCUCUCACCAUAGUAGAUAACGGCAAAAAGAAAAAGAAAAAAAGGAGGACCAGAGCCACAGACCAUCUCCCAGGGAAGUUUGAAGACUUGUACAAGCUGACUGCUGAGCUCCUUGGUGAGGGAGCAUAUGCCAAGGUUCAAGGUGCUGUUAGUCUGCAAAAUGGGCAAGAAUAUGCAGUAAAAAUAAUUGAGAAAAACACCGGACACAGUCGAAGUCGUGUUUUUCGAGAAGUAGAAACAUUGUAUCAGUGUCAGGGUAACAAGAACAUUUUGGAGUUAAUAGAAUUUUUUGAAGAUGACACAAGGUAUUACCUUGUCUUUGAGAAAUUGCGAGGAGGUUCGAUCCUAGCCCACAUACAAAAGCGAAAGCACUUUAAUGAACGGGAAGCCAGCAGGGUGGUAAGAGACAUUGCGUCUGCUCUGGAUUUUCUGCAUACAAAAGGCAUUGCACAUAGGGAUCUGAAGCCUGAAAACAUAUUGUGUGAAUCUCCAGAAAAGGUGUCACCAGUGAAAAUAUGUGACUUUGACCUUGGUAGUGGAGUGAAACUCAACAGUGCAUGUACUCCAAUAACUACUCCUGAAUUAACUACUCCAUGUGGUUCCGCGGAAUACAUGGCACCAGAGGUGGUUGAAGUCUUCACAGAGGAGGCCACAUUCUACGACAAGCGCUGUGAUCUGUGGAGUCUGGGUGUGAUUUUGUAUAUCAUGCUCAGUGGCUAUCCCCCUUUUGUGGGGAACUGUGGCACAGACUGUGGCUGGGACAGGGGAGAAGUCUGCAGAGUCUGUCAGAAUAAGCUCUUUGAGAGUAUCCAGGAAGGCAAGUAUGAGUUUCCAGACAAGGACUGGUCUCAUAUAUCCAAUGAUGCCAAAGAUCUCAUCUCAAAGUUGCUAGUUCGUGAUGCCAAAGCAAGACUUGGUGCUGCUCAGGUUCUUCAGCAUGUAUGGCUGCAAGGGCAGGCUCCUGAAAGGGGAUUACCCACGCCACAAGUUCUUCAAAGAAGGAACAGUAGCACGAAAGACCUGACACUUUUUGCAGCAGAGGCCAUUGCCCUUAACCGUCAGCUGUCACAGCACGAGAAUGAGCUGGGCAAAGAGCAAGAGAACAUCGCUCAGGCCAUGUGUUCCAUGAAGCUUUCUCCCCCAUCCAAAUCCCGCUUAGCCAAACGCAGAGCAAUGACCCAAGCUACCAAAAAUGGUGACUUCCAACCAGUCACCCAUGCAGGCCUUUGACAUGCUGACCCUGCUGUAAGUUCUAAUGGGAUUGGUCAGCUUUACUUCAUGUAUUUUAAAGUCUAAUAGACAUCAAGGUUUAAUGACUUAGUAGGAAGCUCAUUUAUAAAGGGACUUGUACCUUUAAAUGGAUACAUUUUGUAGGAAUGUUUUUGCUUGACGGAUUUGGUUGAUUAGGACAAUUUAAUCGAAAUUCUUUUUAAACUAAAGAAAGCAGGGUUGCUGCUUUGUUACCAGAGAUUAUAAACCACUAAGCUUUCCUUGUUUUCUCUUAAAAGAGCCCACUUUAAAAUGUAGACUUGAGAACAUUUGGAAAAGUUCUUCUCUUGCUUUGCAUGUCAGAGCACAAAGACUUUCUAACCCCAACUCAACCACCCUUGUGUAGGAAGCCAUGGUGCUGCUCCUUUGGGGCCUCUUGGUGCUGCUCCUUUCAUCAACUGGAGCUGCUGCUAAUGACCUACUCCGUACACUUCUUUCAACCCACCAAAAGGCCGUGAGUGCCCCUUGUCCUUCACACCUACUGACUCAGGAAGUGCAGAGGAUUCUUAAGGCUGGAUCCUGCAAUUUGAUGAGCACUCUCCACUCCCAUUGGCUUCAGUUGGAGUUAAGCACAUCCUGCAAGAUGCUGAGAAUGCUCAAGCAUGUAACUGGCUCAGGGCCUUGGAAAUGAACCAAAUGCCUGGAAGUAGAUUUUCAUCUUUUGAGGAGGUGGUUUAGGCAAGCCUGUGGACCCAGAACACUGUUUUAUUUCUAUACCAGACACCUCUUUAUAUUCUCAUAACUAGAAUGUACUCAGACUUACCUCUGUUUUAAUACAUUAAAUUUUCUUGCCAGUUACAUUCUUAAAUCUGAAUCUGAUACAAUAGUCUUUGCAGAGAAACUUUAAACAAAUGUAUGUUACACUAAGGAUAAUGAUGUAGGGAAUCUUUGCCUCAUGAGGAGCAUGUCCCUAAUUACUUUUUCCUGUGUUAUCCUGACUGUAUUUGUUGAUGUACGAGGGUGAAUGCACAGGUUCCAAUCAAGUAUUAUUUUGGUGAGAAAUCUGAGCUGUUCCAGCCAGUGGGAAGAUACAGUGUAUGAGGGGGGAGGGGGCAUGGUCAGGCACUUGCAGCAGUCAAACCAGGUGGGUGAGGUUAGAUCAGAAUGAUUUUGUUACUGCAUCGUUACAUUAUGCAGACUGAGCCAAGGUAGUUCAAGAGCUAUCGUGGAAGUGCAUUGGCCCAAAUUUUCAAAAGUCACUAGCAAUUUCAAGUUUUCAACUUGAGGUACCUUAACCACGCUUAGUUUUCAGAAAGCGCUCAGCACCCACGCUGCAAAAGUUGGCCCCUUUAAGUUUCUCAGCCUGGGCACCCAAAAGUGCUAGUCAUUUUUGAAAAUUUACACUAAUGUGUCGUGGCAGGUGAAAAAUAUGCCUUCAAAUUUCAGGAUUAAUCAUCCCAAACAGCUAGAGAAUGAACACAGGAAACCAAUCCAGCAAACCAGUGGAAAUGGAGAAUUCUGAACUAUAGCAGAUUUCAUCACCCAGUCUGUCAGAGAGUUUCACAUUUGCCUUUGAGAAGUGUGUGUGUGUGUGUGUGUAUUUUUAUAUAUAAAAAUAUUUUUAUACAACAUGCUGUAUUGGUGACUAAUAAGAAAAUGUUAUACUUUAUUUAAACUAUUUUAUAUAUUGUCAGUGGUAAAGAUUGUGAAUUGUGCUUAGCCUUGUUUUUUUAAAAUAUGUUAAGUUAUAGAUUUAAUACAUUCCAUCAUUUACUAUGUAUUUCUGGUCUGAUUUUGGAGACUGAAAACUCAGGAAACUAUUUGCUUACCCCUCCCUGUGACACUCUUGUUAACUUGUGUACUGAAAAUUAAACUUAAUUUACCUUCUA